Messenger RNA from Tarenaya hassleriana, 3516 nucleotides. Its product is annotated as LRR receptor-like serine/threonine-protein kinase HSL2. The coding region runs from base 334 to 3303 and encodes 989 amino acids. The record is from RefSeq and is a predicted model, not a curated record. The transcript is spliced from 2 exons. Gene Ontology annotation, molecular function: protein binding; protein kinase activity; ATP binding. Gene Ontology annotation, biological process: protein phosphorylation. NCBI's taxonomy places the organism in Eukaryota, Viridiplantae, Streptophyta, Magnoliopsida, Brassicales, Cleomaceae. Gene Ontology annotation, cellular component: plasma membrane.
UCUUUAACGUAUGUACUGUUACGUUGUCGAUAUCCUUCAAUAAAAAAGGGGCCAAACAAAAGCCCUACUUCCCAUGUGACCGAACUUGUGAUUGCCCCAACCAGACCGAAUCACGACAUAAUUCUUCUUUAAAUUCUCCGAAUCUUUUUUUUUUUCUUUUCAUUCUCCUUGAUUUCUUGUCACCUUCCCCAUGCACGUUUCCUCACUCGCCCUUUACGUUACUCUUUUCAUCUCUCUCACAAUAGCCAUGCCUUUUCUCUAAAAUCCCCAUUCACAGUUCAUGCUCUCUCUCUCUCUCUCUCAGUUCUCCACUGUUUUCUUCGGUGGAAGACGAUGAACAGUCCUUGUUUCUUCCUCCUAUUCGUCUCUCUUGUUUCUCUGUGUUUUCUUCGGGUUUUCUCCAAUGGAGAUGCUGAAAUCUUGAUCCGGAUUAAAAUGACCCGCCUCCAUGACCCGGAUGGGAAGCUAAGCGACUGGGUCCUCGCCGGAGAACAGGGCAGCAGCCCGUGUAACUGGACUGGGAUUUCUUGCGGCCAGGCAAACGGUUCGGUCACCAAGAUUGAUCUUUCCGGGUUCGGUCUUUCCGGCGAGUUCCCGUACGGUUUCUGCCGGAUUCGGACGCUCAGGAAUCUCACCCUCACCGACAACUAUCUCAGUGGCACGUUUGUGUCUGAGUCUCUCUCCCUCUGCUCCCACCUCCACGUCCUGAUUCUCAAUGCGAACUCUUUCUCUGGGAAGUUGCCGGAGUUUUCGCCGAAUUUUCGCCGCUUACGUGUUCUUGAGUUGGAGUCCAACGAGUUUUCCGGCGAGAUUCCGGAGAGCUACGGACGGUUUCCGGCGCUUCGAGUUCUCAACCUUAACGGGAACACGCUGAGUGGCACUAUCCCUGCAUUUCUGGGGAAUCUGUCCGAGUUGACUCGGCUUGAACUCUCUUUCAUCCCCUUCAGUCCUGGUCCGAUUCCGUCGAGGAUCGGGAACCUGACCAAGCUUACGUAUCUUCGGUUCACUAAGUCGAGACUGGUCGGAGAAAUUCCGGAAUGGAUCGGGAAUCUGGUUUCGCUCACGAAUCUCGAUUUGGCCACGAAUGAUCUCUCCGGCAAAAUUCCCGAUAGCAUCGGAAGGCUGAGUUCUAUAUAUCAGAUCGAGCUAUUUGAGAAUCAACUGUCCGGAGAGUUACCGGAAAGUAUCGGGAAUUUAACAGUUCUGAGGAACUUCGACGUGUCGGAGAAUAAUCUCACCGGGAAAUUGCCGGAGAGGAUCGCGGCCUUGCAACUCUCCUCUUUCAAUCUCAACGACAAUUUCUUCACCGGAGAAAUACCAGAAGUCUUAGCUUUUAACCCUAAUCUGGUUCAAUUCAAGAUCUUUAACAACAGUUUCACCGGUACUUUACCGACAAGUCUUGGCAGAUUCUCCGAUUUGGAAGAAAUCGAUGUAUCGACGAACAAUUUCACCGGAGAAUUGCCUCCGUUCCUCUGUUACAGGAAAAAGCUUCGGCGUGUUAUCAUUUUCAACAAUCACUUCACCGGAAAGUUACCGGAAUCUUACGGCGAUUGUCCAUCGCUUUAUUACGUUCGGAUGGAUAACAAUAAUCUCUCCGGCGAAAUCCCUGCCAAGUUUUGGGAACUUCCUCUGUUUCGUCUUGAGCUAUCUGACAAUCGAUUCGAAGGUACAGUGCCUCCAUCGAUGUCCAGUGCUCGCCACCUCUCGCAGCUGGACCUCUCCGGCAACAAAUUUUCCGGUCCGAUCCCGGCCAAAAUGUGUGAUCUCCGGGACCUCAUUCGAAUCGAUCUCAGCCGCAACCGUUUCUCCGGCAUUCUCCCACCUUGUAUCACGGAGCUGAAGAAGCUAGAGAGAGUGAACAUGCAGGAGAACCUGCUCGACGGCGAGAUUCCGAGUUCCGUGAGUUCGUGGACUCAGUUGACUGAGUUGAACCUCUCGAAUAACCGCUUCCGCGGCAUGAUUCCGCCGCAACUCGGUGACUUGCCUGUGCUGACCUAUCUCGAUCUCUCGAAUAACGAAAUCUCCGGCGAGAUUCCGGCGGAGCUCUCGAAACUGAGGCUGAACCGGUUCAACGUCUCCAACAACAGAUUGCACGGUAGAAUCCCUACUGGAUUUCAGCAAGAGAUCUUCAUCUCGAGUUUUAUGGGAAACCCGAAUCUCUGUGGGCCGGAUCUGUAUCCGAUUCCUCGUUGCCGAUCCAAACCCGAAACUCCAUACAUUAUCGCCAUUGCAGCUAUCUGCGUUGUGAUCGUCACCGGUUCUUUGGCUUGGUUGUUCCUCAAAAUCAGUCCUUUGUUCCAUAGAAAACCCAAUCGCGCGUUCAAAGUAACCACCUUUCAGCGAGUUGGGUUCACCGAGCAAGACAUAUUCCCACAUUUAACCGAAGAGAACAUAAUCGGGUCAGGCGGGUCGGGUCUGGUUUACAGAGUGGUCCUGGAAUCAGGUCAAACCCUGGCGGUGAAGAAGCUAUGGGGAGAACCUGGUCGGAAACCCGAGUCCGAGUCCGUUUUCAGAACUGAGAUCGAGACACUGGGUCGGGUCAGGCACGGCAACAUCGUGAAGCUCCUCAUGUGCUGUAGCGGCGAGGAGUUCCGUAUCCUCGUGUACGAGUUCAUGGAGAACGGCAGCUUGGGUGACGUUCUUCACUCGGAGAAAGGACGCCGUGCCGUUUCACUCCCCGACUGGACGACACGGUUUUCGAUCGCCGUGGGUGCCGCUCAGGGACUCGCUUAUCUACACCACGACUGCAUGCCGGCGAUUGUACACCGCGACGUGAAAAGCAACAAUAUAUUACUCGACAGCGAGAUGAUGCCACGUGUCGCUGAUUUCGGAUUGGCCAAACCGUUAGAGGCAAAAACCAAGAGCAAUGCUACCACGUCCCAGUCCAACAUAGCCGGUUCGUACGGCUACAUUGCCCCCGAAUACGCGUAUACUUUGAAGGUGAACGAGAAGAGCAAUGUAUACAGUUUCGGGGUGGUAUUGCUCGAGUUGGUAACGGGAAAAAGACCGAAUGAUCCUUCGUUUGGGGAGAAUAAGGACAUUGUCAAGUUUGCAAUGGAAGCUGCGUUGUCUUACUCGUCAUCUUCCUCACCCGUCGAAACGAGUUGCGACUCGUCGGGGCAUUUCGGUGACGUAAGCAAACUCGUCGACUCGAGGCUGAAGCCUUCUGCGAGUGAUUACAAAGAGAUUGAGAAAGUUGUGGACGUCGCUCUUCUCUGUACGUCGUCGUUUCCAAUCAACAGGCCCACCAUGAGGAGAGUGGUCGAGUUGCUGAAGGAGAAGAAGCCGUCUCCUGUUAAAUAAAACGGCAGCGUUUUACGCUGUCCUCUUUUGUUUUGGGCUUGUAGAAUGUUUAGAAUGGUAGUUGGGUUUGGGCUUACUCUGCUUUUGGGCUUUAUAUUUAUAGCAAAAAAUUACAUUUUAGAAGCAAAUUUCGAAAUGUAAAAUAUCUAAUUUGGUAAAAGUUCCGUUUUGUGCGGGUGAUGUAAUAUAGUAUUAUAACAUUUUUUAUAUUAA